AUGUCUGAUUCAAAUUCAACGGCAAAUACACCACGGCAGUCAAUAAUGGAAUUAAAUACCGACAUCGAUCAACCUGCGGAUACCUCAACUGAUCGAUCAACGAAGUUGGAAGACAAUGAAGAUUAUCAGCUGGUUCAAAAAGCUUUAGAUGUUUUAAAGCGGCAACUAGACAUAGCCUCGACAGAUUUGCAAAAAUUACAACGUUUAAAAACAGAAGCUCUUGCCGACCCUUAUCUGUUUAUUGACAGUUUACGCAAGAAAAGAAGAAGAAAACAGCAGUACAGUGUUCCCAAGUUGCAGAAAAUUGUCGCAACACCGAGCAUAAACUGGGAAAAAUAUCGAUAUUUAUCGGAAUCUAGGCUCACUCGACAGCACAAUGAUUUAAAUAACUUGACACGGUUUUAUGUGAACCAAGCAAAACGACCGAUAUUUUGUAAUAUCUUGGACACACCGAUGGCAACAGAAUAUACCCAAAAAUUUCCCUCACCUGCUGCAGCAAAAGUACUCGAGCAAGAGCUAUUGAAAGCCAAGCAAGCAUUGAAUCAGUUACCUUCAAGAGCCAAUUCAGUAUCUGACCUUUCAGAAGAUGAGAACAGUGGAGGGGUUGGCGAAAAUCAUAGCUAUACUACCAGUACUUUAAGCUCAAAAGCGACCCCAAGAUCAACCGGCAGAACAAGUGGAAAGGUAUAUUAUAAUAGUGGUGGGCAUGGUAAAGGUAAAGGAAAACGAAGAACAUCCAUGGUUCAAAAUACAGCUACAGUGCCUGUCGUUGAACAGCAUCACCAGCAACAAAUUCAUGCAACAUCGUCAGAGCCAGAAAGUCCUGCUUCUAUCUCUAGAUUACCGUCUAUAGAACCGCGCACACCUGAUGAGUUCGGUAGCAAAAAUGUUCAUCAUACAAACAACGAACGUCAAAUUGCUACUUUUAAUCAGCCUUGGACAGAUGAGGAACAGCAACGCCUUCAGGAGUUAUUAGAAAUCUUUCCUGAUGAGCCAGUCCAAGCUCAGCGAUUCAAUAAAAUCUCGAAAGCCUUAGGUACCCGUACACCAAGACAAGUAGCGAGUCGAGUGCAAAAGUAUUUCAUCAAGCUCGCCAAAUUGGGUUUACCUGUGCCAGGACGUAUUACCAUUCCUCCAUCAUGCAUGCCCAAAGGAGACAGUAAUAAGUCCAGAUCUAAAGCCAAAGCAAAAGCCAAAUCGAACAGCAAUACCAGCGGCGGUCGUAUAAACAAACCAACAACUGUACCGCCUCAACUGAGAACGUCGGGUGUAGGAUAUAACAGUAAAGUCUCCGGUGGAAUAACGAACAGUAGAAUUUCAGGAGGUUAUUAUACCAUGACGCAAGGUCCUCCAUCUGUGUUAAUGUCAGAUGAUGAAGAGGAUUCUAGUAUCAACGAAAUGAUGAAGUCGGUCAAUAAUACCAAUAACCUUUCUGGGGCGACAGACCUGGUUGUUCAUGAAGGCUAUGCGUGUGAUGCAUGUGGAACAGAGCCUAUUGUAGGUAUCCGGUAUAAAUGCACAGUAUGCGACAUAAGCGAAGAAGUCGAUCUUUGCAGCGAUUGUAUGGAGAAGGGUACCUUCACUAAUGACUAUCAUACAAAGGAUCAUACCUUCGAAGCAGUUCGUACUGCAAUAUCAUUUCCACAAUAUGCGGACAGUGACUAUACCUCUCCUGAACAUUUGGGUGAAUACAGCUAUUUGGGAUUCUAA
Mycotypha africana is the source of this 1710-nucleotide messenger RNA. RefSeq lists its product as uncharacterized. Lineage: Eukaryota; Fungi; Mucoromycota; Mucoromycetes; Mucorales; Mycotyphaceae. The record is from RefSeq and is a predicted model, not a curated record. Gene Ontology annotation, molecular function: zinc ion binding. The coding region runs from base 1 to 1710 and encodes 569 amino acids. The transcript has 11 exons.